Paramisgurnus dabryanus is the source of this 2464-nucleotide messenger RNA. It is a transcript of the gene osr1, whose product is annotated as odd-skipped related transcription factor 1. Gene Ontology annotation, biological process: urogenital system development; embryo development; regulation of transcription by RNA polymerase II. Gene Ontology annotation, cellular component: nucleus. Gene Ontology annotation, molecular function: RNA polymerase II transcription regulatory region sequence-specific DNA binding; DNA-binding transcription factor activity, RNA polymerase II-specific. NCBI's taxonomy places the organism in Eukaryota, Metazoa, Chordata, Actinopteri, Cypriniformes, Cobitidae. The record is from RefSeq and is a predicted model, not a curated record.
GUAAAAGAGUGAGAGAGAGUUUGUACCCCGAGUAACCAAAUUCUCGCACAGCACAACCGCUGGAGCACAACUGUGCGCACUUCGAGGGUUUUCCCGUGUCUGUGCUGCGAGAACAUGCUGAGGAAGACGAACAUUUCUCCGAUGCGCCGCACGCUUUCGCACUGACUUUUACAACUUUUGCUGCAGUCGCUGUGGAGAGACUUAAGUGACUCUAAAUCGUUCUUGGGAUCGUCCUGUUUCACCAAAAUAUCUGAAACUUCCUGUCAUUCCUGGAAUUCUCCACAUCCCGUCUAUCCGUCAGUCAUGGGCAGUAAGACACUUCCAGCACCAGUUCCUCUUCAUCCCUCUCUGCAGCUGGCAAAUUACUCCUUCCUUCAGACAUCCAACGGGCUGCAUCUGCCUGCCGACCACAUGCCCAGCAUCUACAGUUUCAGCGCCCUUCAUGCGGUCCAGCUGCACCAGUGGACUCUGGGUUACCCUCACUUCACUUUUCCGCGCUGUACCAUCUCCAAGCUGCCCGGCCUGGUGGACGCCCGCUUUCCUCUACCCUCGAUUCCUCUGUUCCCCCACCUCGUCCAGCCCGCCAAGCAGGAUUCCCCUGGGCCGAACUCUGGAGCAUCUGCAAAGUCCAAACCCCGUUUUGACUUCGCCAACCUGGCAGCGGCCGCCACGCAGGAUGACGCCCUGAAGGCAGAAGAUCUGAGCACUAACGGCGGCCACAUGCGCUCGCCUUCAUUAGGCUGCCUGCUGGAUGUGGCCAAGCUCUCCUCGCCAGAAAGGAAGCCCAGCCGAGGACGACUCCCGUCCAAGACGAAAAAGGAGUUUGUGUGCAAGUUCUGUGGCCGUCACUUCACCAAAUCCUAUAACUUGUUGAUCCACGAGCGCACGCACACAGAUGAGCGGCCCUAUACUUGUGACAUCUGUCACAAGGCCUUCAGGAGGCAAGACCACCUGAGAGACCACAGGUACAUCCAUUCCAAAGAGAAGCCAUUUAAAUGCCAAGAGUGUGGAAAGGGUUUCUGUCAGUCCAGAACACUUGCCGUCCACAAAACAUUACACAUGCAGGUCAAGGAACUUAAACCGGCCAAGAUAAAGUGAGACCAGCUGCCUACAUUGAUGGGACAAUAAAACUGAACCUAGUGAUACCAGCCAAUGAUGCUGACAUUCAAAGACCACAGAUUGUACAUCUGAUGGCUGUGGACCUAUGCACAUGGCUUAACACAUCAAAGAUGGAUUAGACUUGACCAAAGAUCUUUCUGAAGACCACCAUAUCCUACAGCCAUGAUGCCUUAAUGUUUGACUGAUGUAACAGAAUGGAUGAAAAGUCACGGACUCAGCAGAAGCUAAAACAUGGAUAUGAGAAUGUCAGACUGAUUUAUGUUUAGGAAAGAAACCAGAUGAAAUCCAGACCAGCGACACCAAAUAGAACAACUAGUGAGAUAUGUGAUUUUAGUCUGCACUGCUCCGUUCUGAACAAACUAUUGUUUUAUUUUUGUAAACAGUGGGUUUUUUAUAGAUAUGAUGACGUUGUUGUUGUUAAUGAUGAAGGUAAACUAUGGAACCUAUGCAGUUAAUGGGUGCCUACAGCAGCUCUACAUUUAAAAUCCAAAGACAUUUUCAAAUCAUGUAAUUCCUCCUUUUGUACAGAUUCCCUUUUGUAUAACUAAUAUUUGGCACUUUAAUCUGAGUAUUGAUUAUUUACAUAUAUCACUGGAUUCGUUAAACUUAUUUUUGAAAAUAAAUAGUCAUUUCCUUAUCAAAAGCAUGUUUAUGGUAGUCAAUGCAAACUCGACACCAAAUGCAAAAUUUCCACCACACAAGGAGAAAAGACAUUGCAUUGAAAUUUAUUCAAUUACAUCUUAAUUGAAGAGUACAGUUUACAAAUAAAGGGGAUUUGUCUUUACAGACUACAAUUCAACUUUAAGCAAUAAACAUGGAUAAACACUGUGCUCCACGCUUAACUUAACAAAUAAAUAAAUAAAUAAUGAAUGAUUGAACGACAUCAGGGAUUGACUCAUAUUUGCCUCAGGAAAUGACAUCUGCCGCCGUGUUCAUUAGCAUGCUGAUGAACGAAUGAACCAAUUCUUUUAAAUCACUUUAACUUUGUGUAUUCAGUGUCAGUGGAGGGCACAAAUGUGGACGUAUUAAUAGAGAUGAGAGAAAAAAAUCACAGUUCACAGAUUAAAGGCUUUAAAAAGAUAAAAUAACAUUCAAAAGAAGGAUUGAGUAUUAGGCCAAAUUCACAUGUGAAUGUUUUUUUUAAAUCCAAUCUUUUUUUCUCCCGUAAUCAUAAAGUCGUCCCAAGAAAUGUGUAAGGUAUAAACAAAUGGCAGAAACAAAAGGGGCGUGUCGUAGUAAGGACGCGUGUGUCAUUGCAACAUGUUACCUUAUAUACAGUACCUAAAAUAUACAGAUUGGCUGUACACACAAAGACACAAAGGCGUCAAUUUCAGAUUUAUCCAAU